Molecule: messenger RNA, 1551 nt
Organism: Pelagomonas calceolata
Lineage: Eukaryota; Pelagophyceae; Pelagomonadales; Pelagomonadaceae
Source: the annotation of a GenBank genome assembly
GCAAAGCAAAAGCAGCACUCGCGUAAUCGCGGUCGCCGUGCACGCCGCCUUCGGCCUUACAGCAGCUUUGUGAAGGCUUUUUCACUCCUUCGCUGGCCGCCGCAGCGCUGCUGGAGACACGGCUUGCAAGCGCCGCACAGCGGACGCAUACAGCCUCGCAUUAGCAAGCACGCAAUCGCAUCAAAAAAAUGGACAACACCCAGUCAAGAAAAGCCUUCGACCCCUCGGAACUAAUUAUCAGGGAGCUCGCCAGUAGAUCCGUACUUGGUAAAAGACCGAGAGAGCCCGGAGAGGUCGUAUUGCCGGUCAGGGAGGCAUUGGGUGCCAUGUCGACCCCAAAAGGCACGGCGGAUUUACCGCGACAGUUGAUCUGCGCUACUAUUGCCCACCAGUCCCUGAAUAAGGUGCGAUUCCCCGUCAACGCGUUAUGCUGGGCGCGCGACGGGCGACGCGCCGUCACGGCGAAUCAGAACGGCGAAUUCACGUUGUGGAACGGCGCCGCGUUUAAUUUCGAAGGGUUGAUCGCGGCCCAUAACUCUGCUGUUAGAUCUCUAGCCUGGUCUCGCUCGGGUACCACCAUCCUGUCAGGAGAUGCGAAAGGAACAAUUAAGUACUGGGAGAGUUCGAUGACGCCCGUGAAGGAGUUACUGGGCACGCACGGCGGCAAUGCCGUUCGUGGUCUCAAAUUCGCCCCGUCGGACGCGAAGUUCUGUUCCUGUGCCGACGACGGGACCGUUCGGGUAUGGGAUUGGGAAUUGUUCAAAGAAGAGCGCAUCUUGGCAGGACACGGCUGGGACGUGAAGACCUGCGACUGGCAUCCUACGUAUCAGUUAAUUGCUUCAGGAUCAAAAGAUAACCAGGUCAAGAUGUGGGAUCCUAGGAAGCGCAGUUGUAGCGCUACAUUGUAUGGUCACAAGCACACGGUCAUGAAGGUGCUCUGGAACCCCAUCGACCCGAACUGGUUGUUAACUGCCUCGAGAGAUCAUACGCUGAAGUUAUAUGAUAUACGCGUACUCAAGGGUGCAGAAACGUUUAAAGGACACGACCGCGAAGUUACCAGUUGCGCCUGGCACCCUUUUAACUCUAGAGUGUUUGCUUCGGGUGCCUAUGACGGGCGCGUUUCUCACUGGUUGGUGGGUCUGGACCGGCCGAUCCACUCGCAUCAAGCGCACGAGCAGGCCGUCUGGGACCUCGCGUUCCACCCGGUAGGCCACGUCCUCGCAACAGCGUCAAACGACCACCGCGUCAAGUUCUGGUGCCGCACGCGGCCGGGCGACGACCCGGAGGCCGAUCUCGAUGAUGCGCAGAUGGCUUUGGUCCGAGCGCGCGCCGACGCGAUCGGGUACGAGCCGCCCCUACCGAUCGAGAUGGAGGAGGAGGUGUCUGAAGCUCGGUUUGCGACGACGGACCGGACGCGCUUCGGCGCGCCGGGGCGGCCGCCGCCGCCGCCCAUGCCCGGGCGCGAGCAAGCUUCGGGCUUCGGGCAGCACGCGGCGACGUCGUACGGGCCCGGAGCGGGUGGUGGGGGGCAGCGGUACUAACACUAGCUUU